Messenger RNA from Chaetomium fimeti, 7983 nucleotides. RefSeq names its product putative polyketide synthase. Gene Ontology annotation, molecular function: phosphopantetheine binding; oxidoreductase activity; fatty acid synthase activity. Lineage: Eukaryota; Fungi; Ascomycota; Sordariomycetes; Sordariales; Chaetomiaceae. Bases 47 to 7651 code for a protein of 2534 amino acids. The record is from RefSeq and is a predicted model, not a curated record. Gene Ontology annotation, biological process: secondary metabolite biosynthetic process; fatty acid biosynthetic process. The transcript has 6 exons.
UUUCAAAUAUAUCGCAUCGCCAGUUUCCUAUCUUUGAUCCGUCGUCAUGGUCAAUGAUAUCCCUAUUGCCGUUGUAGGCAUUGCCUACCGUGCCCCUGGUACCGGUGGCAAGGGUAUAUGGGACUACCUUACACAAGCUCGGUCUGCAUGGUCGAAGUUCCCCGACCACCGGUUCAAUGUGUCGGGAUAUUGGAAGCCCGGUGCCGACAAAUCCGGCGUGUUCAGAGCCGAAGGCGCACACUUUGUGCCCGAGGACAUUUACGCUUUCGAUGCCGCUUUCUUCAACAUGAGAGCGGAGGAGGCUAAGAACGCUGACCCCCAGCACCGAAUGCUGCUUGAGUGCGCCUUGGAGGCCGUGGACGACUCUGGUCACAGCCUUACUGACCUUGCCGGGAAGAAGAUCGGCGUCUUCGUGGGUGCCGGCCAGCACGAAUACUCCGAGCGUCUCUGCGAGGACCACUUCGCAGCCAAGACAUUCACAGCUACCGGACUGGCACCCUGCAUGCUCGCCAACCGCAUCUCGUACUUCUUCGACGUGAGCGGACCUAGCGUCGUGCUGGACGCUGCCUGUGCCAGUAGUGUCUACGCAGCACACCAAGCCGUGUCGGCUGUCCGCAACGGAGAGUGCGAGGCUGCGUUUAUCGCAUCAUGUGCGCUCACGGUUGCCCCUGGCGGGUGGCUCGCGCUGGAAAAGACAGGGGCUCUUUCGGUUCACGGUAGAAGCUUUUCGUACGACCACAAAGCCUCUGGCUUCGGACGUGGCGAGGGCGCUGGCUGCCUGCUUAUCAAGCCCCUGAAGGAUGCAGUGGCAGCGGGUGAUCCAAUCCAUGCCGUCAUUCGCAAUUCUGCCUGCAACCAUGGAGGAAGGUCGGAGGGCAUCACCAUGCCAAACGGCAUAGCUCAUCGAGAGCUCCUCCGCUCGGUGCAUCAUGCCGUCGGCUUGGACCCUGCCGAUACCCCUGUUGUUGAGGGCCAUGGAACCGGCACUGCGGCCGGUGACCCGAUCGAAGCCGGCGCAUUUACGGCGGUUCUUGCCAAAGACAGAACACCAGACAACCCCAUCUACAUUGGAUCGGUCAAGUCGAACUUCGGGCAUCUCGAAGGGGCCAGCGGCAUGCUGGGCAUGAUCAAGGCAAUCUUGAUGGUCAAGAACGGAAUCGUACUUCCCACCGCAGGCUUCGAGUCCAUCAACCCCAAGAUCCCGGACAAGGAGAAGAUUGUCGUGGCAGAGGCCCCCCUGCCAUGGCCGAAAGGCGAGCCACGACGAGUACUGGUGACCAACUUCGCUCCAUCCAGUGGUGCCACAAAGAGUCACGCCAGCCUCAAUGGCGUCGAUGGCACCAAUGGCCACACCAAUGGCCACACCAACGGCAACAUCAACGGCAACACCAACGGCAGCACCAACGGCACCACCAACGGGCACACAAACGAAAACGGUGUCUCUUUCACGGACGAUUCGCGCCUAUUCGUUCUCUCCGCAAAAAGCGAAAAGAGUCUAACGUCAUACCUGGGCGUAUUCAGCGAGUAUUUAGAGGACGAGGCUCCCGAGACUCAGGAUUAUCUCCAAAGCCUUGCCUACACCUUGGGCCAGCGCCGCACGCAUCACCCAUACCGCGUUGCGGUAGUGGCGGACUCCCUUGAGACCCUCGAGGAGAAGAUCUCAGCGAUCAAGCCAGGCAGGGCCAAGAACCGAACUCUUGCCUUUGCCUUCACUGGCCAGGGUGCCCAAUACGCCCAGAUGGCGACCGGACUACGGCGCUACGAUCUCUUUGCGGCUGCAUUGGAUGAAGCCGAUGCCCAUCUUCGCGCCAUGGGUGCAACGUGGAGUCUCCAAGAGGAGCUUAGCAAUCCUGUGGAUAGCUCCCGCGUGGAUGAUGCUGAGAUCAGUCAGCCGGCGUGUACCGCUAUUCAACUGGGUCUGGUGGCGCUACUCAAGAGUUGGGGGCUUGUUCCGAAGGCCGUUACCGGGCACUCGAGCGGCGAGAUUGCUGCAGCAUAUGCCGCAGGUUUGAUCUCCUUCAAAGCAGCCAUUGCCAUCUCCUAUUUCAGGGGCCAGGCAGCUGCUCGGCUGUACCGCCAACAGUCCCAGGAGGGGCAGCAGGGGGCCAUGCUGGCCCUCGGUCUUGGACCCGAGCAAGCGGCCGAGCUCAUCCAGGGUACCGCACAAGGGUAUGCCACUGUUGCCGCUAUCAACAGUCCCAAGAGUGUCACCGUCUCGGGAGACGUGGCUGCCAUCGAGCGGGUUCACAAAGCUGCAGAGGAACAAGGCCUGUUCGCCCGCAGACUCAAAAUCCAAAUGGCCUACCACUCGCGACAUAUGGAAUCGGUGGCAUCCUAUUACCUGGACCAUAUCCGGCCCUACUGCGAGAAGGAUGCAGCAGACCUUACCACCGGUGACGCCGCCGACGUUAUGUUUGUGUCUUCUGUCACGGGAGGCGUACUUGACCGGGACAGCGUUGACGCGACAUACUGGGUAAAGAACCUCGUCCGUCCCGUCAGGUUCGCAGAUGCCAUCCAGGCGAUUCUCACACCGCCGUCGCUCAAAGGCAGCAUCCAGGCAGAAGUUCCCAAUACUAUUCUGGAGAUCGGUCCCCACGCUGCUCUCAAAAGUCCGAUCAAGCAGACGGUAGAGUUGACCCAUCCCCAAAUGGUUUCGACAUUCACCUACCUCCCUUCAUUGAUGCGCAAUACAAGCGCCGAAGCAGCACUUCUCGACCUGGCCGGCGCUCUCUUCACUCUAGGAGUCCCGAUCCAGCUCGGAGCUAUCAACCAAACCAAUAUUGAUAACUCCGACGUUAUCACCGGCCUUCCGGGGUACGCCUGGGACAAAUCGGUGAGCUACCAGCUCGAGCCGCGGGCGGUUCACGAAAAGCUAUUCCCGGCUGAGGCCUAUAAUCCGCUAUUGGGAAGAAUCCUUCCCAGUUACGGUGGCAAGGCGAAAGCAUACCGCCAGGUCUUUACACUGGAUGAAGCCCCGUGGAUCCGGGACCACGUCGUGGCCGGCGCUACCAUUUUCCCCAUGACCGGCUAUAUGUCUUGCGCUAUCGAGGCCUGUAGGAGGACUCUAUCUUCCCCGGCGGCCGCGUUCCUCGUACGUGAAUUUCACGUCAAGUCCCGUCUGGAAAUCCAAGAAGACGAGGAGGUCGAUAUGAUCACCCAGAUCCGACCGGCUGCUGGCGGAAGGGCCGCAAACUCGUCAACCGCGUGGGAGUUCGAGAUCUCCGCCUGGAGAGACAAUGGAUGGGUAGUCCACGCUCACGGCCAAAUUGAGCCUGAAUUCACCGACAUGAGUGUGGAAACGCCAACCCUCAAAGCUUCACUCCCGCUAGUCGAGAGGACCGACGACCUAAUCGAACAGGAUUUGGCAUACGCCUUUGCCGUCGCCGGUGUGCGCGCCACCCGCUAUGGCCCAACCUUCCAGAACUCGACAGCCUUCUUCGAGGGCAAGGGGUACACGCUCCUCGAACACAAGCUCCGUGACCUGGGCUAUGCCCUCGAGGCGCCCAACCCCUAUGGCUCUCCUGUCUCAGUCGACCCACCCACCAUUGAUGGGUUCCUCCAGGGUGGUGGUCCCCUCCAAGUGACCGAGGACGGACGGAGACCAGCACAAAUGCCCAACUAUAUUAGCCGGUUCCGCAUCUCCAACACGAUCCCAACCACUCCCGGACAGCGCUUCGACAUCGUCACGCGCUUACUAAAUUACGAUGUCAAGGGUGGCCGCAUGAACAUCAGCGUAGCAGCCUUUGCGCGAGAUGCGGAUGAUAACCUCACCCCUGUCGCUGAGUGGGAGUCCUGUGCCUUCCGUACCAUUGGCUCGGCCGACGAGGAGCUUGAUCCGACUGCGGCUCUGCCGGAGAGCUGGAAGUGGGAACUGCUCCCGCGCUUCGACUAUCUCCAGUUCGACAAGCUCAGCAAGUCACUUCCUCGAGGGGGAUUAAGCCCCGAAGAAGAGCAGCACGUUGCCAACAUGGACAAGGUCGCCUGGUACUACAUCAACAAGGGCAUCGAAGAAACGGCCAACGACGACCGCUCGGACUACCCACACCACUAUACCCAGUUUGUCAAAUGGGCGAAUAUCAAUGGUGGCACUCGCCGCGUUGAGCUAGGUGUAGACCUGUCUCAGGAGACUCUCGAUGCGGUCCGGAAACACGAUGCGCAGGGUGAGAUGCUCUGCGUGAUCGGCGAGAAGAUUGCUUCCAUCCUGCGCGGCGAGGUCGAGCCCCUCGCGCUCAUGCUUGCCGAUGGCUUGCUUACUCGCCAUUAUGAAGCCGACCAGAUGAACGCUCAUCUCAGCAGCGUCCUCGGCGAGCUGGUACUCAAUCUCUCCAAUCUUGAACCCAACCUCAAGGUGCUGGAAAUCGGCGCUGGUACGGGCGGCACAACCCUCCCCGUACUCGAGGCACUCGCGCGUGGCAAGGAAGAAGCCACCAUUCUCAACUACACCUUCACGGAUAUCUCUUCGGGCUUCUUCGAGGGCGCCAAGAACAAGCUUUCCGACCCCAGGUUUGCUCACCGCAUCACCUACAAGAAGCUCGAUAUCGCACAAGAUCCACUUGAGCAAGGCUUCGACCCGGACGAGUACGACGUAAUCAUUGCCGCCAACGUUCUGCAUGCCACCGAAGACAUGGGUACUACCAUGACCAACGUCCGCAAGCUGCUCAAGCCGCGCGGCAAGCUCUUCCUACUCGAAGCCAACCGCCACCCUGCUGUGCUAUUACCAUUCUUCCUGCUCCCCGGCUGGUGGUAUGCCAAGGAUCACUACCGCGACCAUGAUGCGGGCCCCAUGAUGCCUAAGCAGGUUUGGAAUCAGCUGCUUCUUGAUACGGGGUUCUCGGGGGUUGACGUCGAGAUCCAAGAUCGGCCCGGGGACCCGGGUGCAACUAUGAGCAUUCACGCGUCCACCAGGGUAGCCGCGCCGGAAGACGGCAAAACCGUCGCGGUUACGGGACCAUUUAUGGAUGACGAGGAGGUCGAGUUCGCCACUCUUGUAUCCGAGGCCAUCGCAGCGCAGUACGGCAUCCCGGUCGAGAUCAAGCCCUUCGCUGAGAUCGACCCAGCGGAUGAUCCGUACUACAUCGUCAUCGACUCUCCCCGGUACAGUCUGAUGAAGGAUAUGAACGAGGAGAAGUUUGAGAGACUGCAAAACCUUUUGCUUCGCAACACCGGCCUGCUCUGGAUCAUCCCCAACUCUGGUCCUGUGGAGGUUAGCUUCGUCAAGGGUAUGAUUCGCACCCUCCGCGUGGAAAAGGCCGGUGAUCCGAAGAACCUUAUGCAACUCGACGAGACGCCUCUUACGGAAGAGGCUCUUCCCAGCAUUGUCAAACUCGUCGGGACGCUCCGCGACCCAGACAUCACCCGCACGCAGGACAUGGACUUCGUCUUCCAUGACGGCACCAUCUACAUCCCGCGUAUGAGAUUGCUGAGGGACUUCAAGGAACAGUUUGCCGCCGAGCAAGGCAUCAAGCACCGCAAGCUGCGGAACCUGUGGGAAGCGGGCGACAGCGCGCUCGAGAUGACCAUCGAUGCUGCGGGAAGUCCCGACUCGAUCUAUUUCCGCCGUACCGACGCGCUUCAACAGCAGCUUGGUGAGGACGAGAUUGUCGUCAAGGUCGAAGCUGCAGGCGUCAGUUACCGGGAUCUCAACCUCGUUUUGGGGGCCAUCCCCUGGGCGCCUCCCGGCUUCGAUGGUGUGGGCAGGGUGGUCAAGGCCGGUGCUGGCGUGACCAACCUACAAGAGGGAGAUCAAGUCUUCUUCCUCUCGCUCGAAAGCAGUGCAUUCUGUACGUACAAGAAAAUGCCUGUCUGGCACGCCGCCCGCGUCCCGGCCCGCAUCAGCACCACAGACGCCGCGACCAUCCCGCUUGCAUACUCCCUCGCUGUUCUUGCGCUCCUCCACACGGCCAGGCUCAGGAAGAACGAGACUGUACUCAUCCACGCGGCCGCUGGAGCAGUUGGCCAGGCCUGUGUCACCAUCGCGCAGCACCUGGGCGCUGAUAUUUUCGUCAGUGCCGGUACCCCCGCCAAGAGGGAAUUCUUACACGAGACUUUCGGCAUCCCCAAAAAGCGUAUCUUCUCCAGCCGUACGGCCGACUUCAGAGAUGCCAUACUCGUUGCCACCAACAACAAGGGGGUAGACGUCAUCGUAAACCAGCUCGGUGCCGAGCUCAUGACCGAGACAUGGGCGGUGACAGCCCCUUUUGGCCGGUUUAUCGAGAUCGGAAAAAAGGAGACGUCCAGCAACGGCUACCUCCCCAUCCGGCCCUUCGACAGCAACGUCACCUUCAGUGGCAUCGAUCUGCGCGAUCUCUACAGGCACCGACCUGACGUUCUCAAGGAUGUCUUCGCCGACGUUGUUGGGCUCGUCCAGCGCAGGGUCGCCGUGCCCAUCAAGCCCGUCACGGUGCUGCCCAUCUCGCAGUUCCAGAAGGCGUUGCAGAAGCUCAAGUCCGGUGACAACAUUGGCAAGGUCGUCGUCACGCUUGGCCCGGACGAGCGUGUCAUGGCGGAGAGCAACCUCGGCCCGACGGCUGUGGCCCUCAAGCCGGACGCGACCUAUGUCAUCACCGGCGGCACCCGAGGUAUCGGUCUCAACCUCGGAACGUGGAUGAUUGAUCACGGGGCGAAGAACGUUGUGUUGCUUGGCCGCAGUGGUGCCGCCGGUCCCGCGGUGAAGAAAGUGCUAAAGCAGUACGAGGGAACCGACGUGACCGUUCGCGCUCUUGCUUGCGACGUCGGCAACUACAGCAUGCUCAAAGACGUGCUAACUAAGUCUAUUGCCGACCUUCCCCCGGUCAAGGGAGUAGUACACAGUGCUCUUCUCCUGAGUGACACAUUGUUCGAGAACGCGACCUUCUCGGACUGGGAGAUUAUCUGCAAGCCUCGGGUCGACGCGGCAUGGCACUUGCACAAUAUCCUGCCCAAGGACAUGGACUUCUUCAUCGGUCUGGGCUCCUUCCUCGGCGACACGGGCAACGCCGGGCAGGCCAUCUACGCGGGCACGGCCGUCUUCUACCACGAGUUCGCCAAGUACCGCAACAAGCUCGGCAUGCACACCAUCUCGAUCGCGCUCCCGGUCGUGCUGGACGUGGGCUACGUGGCGGACAACAACCUGACCGACAUCCUCAAGCAGACGCUCGGGGCGACGCUGACCAUGGCCGACAUCCGCACGCUCGUCAAGGGCGCGGUCAUGGGCCCGGACAGCCCGUUCCACCACGACGGCAAGGCGCUGGCCUUCCGUAUGUUCCUCGAGGGCCAGCCGGUGGUCGACGGCGGACCGUGGACCUUCUUCCACCCCGUCCACGCCAAGGAGAACCUCAAGGCGGAGCGGGCCAAGAAGGCCAAGGGAGGGAAGGGCGGCGGCGUGGGAGGAGCGGGCGGGGACGUGUUCUCGGCGAGCUGGACCACGGCCGAGGAUCCGCGGGUGGGCCUGACCGAGGCGCUGCGGACCAAGGUCUCGGCCAUGACGAUCAUCGAUCGGGACGAGGUCGGUGCCGACACGCCCCUGGCGACGUUCAACUUGGAUUCGUUGGUGAGUGUCGAGCUGCGGAACUGGAUCCGCCGCGAGACGGGCGUCGAGGUGUUGUUGAGUGCUAUUACUCAGGCCGAGAGUUUGACGGCGCUGGCCGCCGAGAUUCUUGCGCAGAGGCAGUGAGUGCGAGAUGGUUGGUGGGGGCAAACAUAUCAGAGGAGAAGAACCUUUUUCUUUCAUCUUUUUUUCUUUUUUCCUUUUUUCGCCUUCUCGAUUCUUGUUUCUUGGAGAUUUACUCGGAGUUCUGAGACUACCUAAGAACAGAUUGUCUGUAGUUUAGCCAUUUUCUCUUCUUUUGUGUGUCUCUUAUCGCGUGUGGGCUGAAACUCCUGUGUUCCGUUCGAUCCGUGCCGCCGGUGCGUUGUUAGAUUCAGAAUCUUACAUCUGUUCGUGCAGCAGAAAGAGGCGCAACUACCUAGGUACGCUCCAGUAUUGCCACGGGGGGCUCCAAGAGG